CCGCUACUAGGCCUGUCGCAGGCUGAUCCAGUAGUCGACUUUUAGGUUUAUGGGACGCUUUGCAAAUGUCUAACCCUUUGGCGCUGCCACCAGGCAGUUGUUUGACGAAAUGCCUCAACGAUCACCGCCGCCUUCCGUUCGUCAACUCCAUCAUCCGCGCCUUCACGGAGAAGGGAGCUCCUCACAGCGCCAUCUCCGUCCUCAAAGCCUUUCUCUCCUUCUCACCCUUCCGCCCCGACCGCUUCACCUUCGUCCUCGCCCUCCAAGCCUGCCUCCGUUCCUCCAACCUCACUGCCGCCGCCCAGCUGCAUGCCCGGAUUCUCAAAAUUGGAUUCCAAACCGAUGCCUCCGUCGUCCCUCCCCUUUCUCACCUCUACCUCAGGCACCGACACGUCGACGAAGCCCUGCUGCUUCUGGCCGAGGCCUUCGCCGGGUCCAUCGAUGUCGUCAGUGGCAACCUCCUGAUUGCCGAACUCUUCAAGAACCGAGAGUUCGAGAAGGCAAAUCGAGUCUUCAAGCAGAUGCCGACCAAGGACAUAGUUUCCUGGAACUCCAUGAUCGCCGGGUGCGUCCAGAACUCGCGCCCCAGGGAGGCCCUGAGCUUCUUCGAACGUAUGCUCGCUUCCGGAUCGGAGCCCGACGGCUUUUCCUUCUCGGCGGCGCUCUCUGCAUGCGCUCGCGUCGGCGCCCGCGGUCUCGGCGAAAGACUCCACCGAAUGAUGCUGGAGAAGAGGAUCGACCUAAAUUACAUUCUUUGCUCGGCCUUAAUCGACAUGUACGCCAAGUGCGGGAACAUCGACGCGGCCAGAGCAGUGUUCAACGGCGUCUGCAGAGACAGUAUUUCAAUCUGGAAUUCGAUGAUCACCGGCUUAGCAAUUCACGGGCUCGGAUCUAACGUGCUGGAGUUGUUCUCCCGGAUGCAGACCGAGGGGCUGGCACCAGAUGCAGUCACGUUUCUCUCAGUUCUGACAGCGUGCAGCCAUGCGGGUAUGGUCGAAGAGGCUCGCCGUCAUUUUAGAAACAUGAACGAGGUGCACGGAAUUGAGCCAAGAAUGCAACAUUAUGGAGCGAUGGUGGACGCAUUGGCUCGAGCAGGCCUCCUAGACCAAGCCUACGAGACUAUAAGGGGAAUGCCGAUGGAGCCUGACAGCGUAACAUGGAGGAUACUUCUAAGUGCUUGCAGGAGGCAUCACAGGGCGGACUUGGGUGAGAUAGCAAUCAGUCACAUGGUGAAUCAUGGCAGUGGAGACUACGUAAUGAUGUGGAGAAUCUAUUCAGCGAAGGGAAAAUGGACUGACGCAGCUGGAGUUUGGGACUCCAUGAAGGAGAACAAAGUCCGGAAGAAACGAGGAAUGAGUUGGGUGGAAGUGGGGGGAGAUGUGCACCAGUUCAAGGCUGGUGACCGGCUGCACACCGAGGCGAAGGAUAUCUACAGAGUGUUGUAUGGCUUGACCCAAAGAGUAAAACUGGAAGGAUUCCGCCCUAUGACCGAGCUUGUGUCCAUGGAUGUUUUGGAGGAGGAAAGGGAGGAGAACCUCAACUUGCACAGUGAGAAGCUAGCCAUUGCUUAUUGUUUCCUGAAAACUGGGCCUGACACAGAGAUCAGGGUGUCAAAGAACCUUCAGACAUGUGAGGACUGUCAUGAAUGGAUUAAGAUUGUAUCAAAGGUGCUUCAUAGGGUGAUUUUAGUUAGAGAUAGGAUCCGUUUUCACCGGUUUGAGAAAGGUACUUGUUCAUGUAAUGACUACUGGUAAGCUUCCAAUUCAAAUCACUGAUUCGAAUUUGAUCAAGCUGCUUAAUCUCUUUGAUCGGCUGCAUGUGUUUGUUUCUGACCUGACUGUAGUUCCUUAGUGAGAUGGAUUUUCUACUUCUCUCACACUUCAGAGAUCUAUUCUUAACGAAGACCUUUUUCAAAUUGCUGCAAAGAAUUGAAUUUCCUAGUGAUAGUAGCUGCAACAAAACUGAAGAGGAUGGAGAGCCAACCAAAAUCAACUCCUCAAGGUUGAUUCAUUGGGAAAUCAGAUAAAUUAUGUUCGGGUUUUAUUCAUCUCUUCAGUUUAAAAAUAUUACAUUGGAAUUAUGUUCUGGACAAAU
This is a messenger RNA of Zingiber officinale, 2094 nucleotides long. Its product is annotated as pentatricopeptide repeat-containing protein At5g50990-like. The transcript has a single exon. The record is from RefSeq and is a predicted model, not a curated record. Gene Ontology annotation, molecular function: RNA binding; protein binding; zinc ion binding. Gene Ontology annotation, biological process: RNA modification. NCBI's taxonomy places the organism in Eukaryota, Viridiplantae, Streptophyta, Magnoliopsida, Zingiberales, Zingiberaceae. Bases 66 to 1754 code for a protein of 562 amino acids.